Clupea harengus (Atlantic herring) is the source of this 1509-nucleotide messenger RNA. RefSeq lists its product as uncharacterized. The record is from RefSeq and is a predicted model, not a curated record. NCBI's taxonomy places the organism in Eukaryota, Metazoa, Chordata, Actinopteri, Clupeiformes, Clupeidae.
AGGAAAUGCCAGCGUAGGGGGGUGGGUAGUGAGAGAAAUGUCAUUGCCACUUGGCCUCAUACCCAGGCAACAGAGAGAGGAACGGUCAGCACUACAUGUCAGUAGAAAUGGAAGUUGCGUGAAAAAUUUAGGCAGAUAAUUCCCUAGACAGCGAGGGGGAUGGACACUUUGUAUGUGUGAUUCAUUGUGGGCAACAGGGCAAGCAGAUGAGGCAGAAUUAACAAGAGGGGACUUUUAUUUAUCAUGUGUCCAGCCAAGUCAAAGGAUCAGUAACAGGUUGCCUCUUCACAUGCUGCCCAGAGGAACAGAACUGACUGGAUGGGCCAUGCUUGGACUGAGUUCACAGCGUUUCUAGGACCCUUUCUUCCCCUUCCACUCAGCAUCACACCUGUGCCCGCCUCUUGCUAUGGGCAACUACGGCUCUGCUCUUACUGCUGAUAUCGAAGAUUUUAAAGCCAUCGUAUCCCACCCUGGAAGGCCGACCUUCUCAUCAGAUCCCAGGAGACCCGGGCCAGUUCGCAGGUCUCAGUCUGAGAUCCUCCUAUCAUCCUCCCAGUUCCCGUUCUCUGACCCCUUCGCUCCGGUAACCCCCGGCGAUGAGUCAGAGAAACCUGAGCACGAGGAGACGGACGUACCAGACCUGCUGCACCUCAAGUUCCUCAGAGCGGUGGACUCCCCACUCGCUGAUGUCAGCACCAGCCCUCCCUCCACGUCUGCCCCUCCGACACCCUCUCCCACAGUGGGAAACACCAGUGGCAGUGGCAGUGCCAGUGCCAGUGCCACCCCCUCACCGCCCUCCUCGCCCUCGCCCCCCUCCCUGUUCUCUGGGGCGCUCUCAGCCGUGCUGCACCAUCCGGGGGCAACUCUGAAGGUGACCCCCUCAGGCUCCCCUGCCCUGGAUCAGCUGAGGCUUCAGCUCAGAGAGAUGAGAGAUGAGCUGGAGCUGCUCAAGAGUCAGCACAAAAAAGAGGUGAAGCUGUUGAUGAGUGAGCUGGACGAGGAGAAGAAGAUUCGCCUGUCUCUGCAGAUGGAGGUCGAGAAGAUCAAGAAGCAACUGUCUAAAUCUUCAUGACAACCUGACACCAUAUCAGCCAGCCAUAUUGAGUCAGUGAGCCGUGUGACAUUUUCACCAGCUGAUACCAGUGGUGUGAUCAUUUCCUGAGUGAGACUACACAACACAGCCCAGGAGCCAACGCUCUGAGUUCCUUACAUGGCUAAUGGUCAUUCUUGGAGAUGCGUCAGCAGAGCCAAUCACCUGAAACCAACACAGAAGCAAGCAAGGCUACUCUUAAAGACUCAAAGACCCACAAGCCUUUGCGCAUGUACCAUACAAGGAAGUGAUGAAACUGGAAACACUGGCUAAAACCUGAAUGACUGCUAUGCUUUCCAGAAAACUUGGGUGGAGUGCAACCGCAGUUUACAAGGUGAUGUCACUGUAGCUGGAAGGAUGACAUCAGUAGAAGGACACUGCUACUCAAAAAUAUUAAAAGGGCAACUUCUAUGCAACCA